AUGACUACGUCCGCGUAUCACCAGCUUGUUCAAAGUCUUACCAAAGAGCAAAUAUUGAAGAAGUUUGAUGAUAUUGUUCCUCUUAACGAAACCACAGAUACACCCUCUACAGCAAAUUCUACCAACUCAAACGAAGAUAAAGAGCUCUUCAAGGGCCAAGAUGAGGAACAAAUCAAACUCAUGGAGGAAAACUGCAUUGUUCUAGACUACAAUGAUGUUCCUAUUGGAGCAGGUACAAAGAAAACUUGCCAUCUUAUGGCUAAUAUCAAUCAGGGUUUGCUGCACCGAGCAUUUUCUGUGUUCCUAUUCGACCACAACGAGAAACUACUUUUGCAACAGCGUGCUGACGAAAAGAUCACGUUUGCCAACAUGUGGACGAAUACAUGUUGCUCCCAUCCUUUGUGUGUUUCUUCAGAGCUGGGAGCUGACACAAAAGUGAAUGAAGAAUGGUCUUUAGAGAAAGCUGUUCAUGGUGCCAAGGUGGCUGCCCAACGUAAGCUGGAUCAAGAGUUGGGUAUACCAGCAGAAGACAUUCCAUUGAAAAAGUUCAAGUUUUUGACGAGAAUCCACUACAUGUCUCCCAGUGGAGGAGCCGACAGCAAAUGGGGAGAACAUGAGAUUGAUUAUAUUCUGAUAAUAAAGGCAAACCCCCGCUAUACUCCAAAUCCUAAUGAAGUCGGUGACAGUAAAUACGUUUCCAAGGAAGAGUUGAAGGAAAUGUUCAAAGAUUCCUCCCUAGUCUUCACGCCCUGGUUUAAGUUAAUCUGCGAGUCUUACCUUUUCAAGUGGUGGGACAACCUGGACAAUUUAGACCAAUUUAGAAAUGAGACUAUUGAUCGUAUGCUGUAA
Molecule: messenger RNA, 849 nt
Organism: Komagataella phaffii GS115
Lineage: Eukaryota; Fungi; Ascomycota; Pichiomycetes; Pichiales; Pichiaceae
Product: Isopentenyl diphosphate:dimethylallyl diphosphate isomerase (IPP isomerase)
Exons: 1
Coding region: 1-849 (282 amino acids)
Biological process (GO): isoprenoid biosynthetic process; isopentenyl diphosphate biosynthetic process
Cellular component (GO): cytoplasm
Molecular function (GO): isopentenyl-diphosphate delta-isomerase activity
Source: RefSeq, a predicted model, not a curated record